Molecule: messenger RNA, 1221 nt
Organism: Exophiala bonariae
Lineage: Eukaryota; Fungi; Ascomycota; Eurotiomycetes; Chaetothyriales; Herpotrichiellaceae
Exons: 2
Coding region: 1-1221 (406 amino acids)
Biological process (GO): autophagosome assembly; nuclear membrane reassembly; membrane fusion
Cellular component (GO): nucleus; cytosol
Molecular function (GO): ubiquitin binding
Source: RefSeq, a predicted model, not a curated record
AUGGCCGAACCACUAGAAGCAGAUCAACAGGAUAUGAUUGAACAGUUUGUUGCAGUAGCAGGCACAAACUCUCGUCAAGCCCAACAAGUUCUCGUUGCCAGUGGCUGGAACCUUGAUCUCGCUAUUGCAAACUACUACCAGGCUCAAGAGGACCACACCGAGGAUCCUGCCGAUGACUCGGACUUUGUCGAUGAAGACGACUCGGAAAACGCCCCUCCCCAAUCUCAUUCCACCUAUGGCGCAGGUCGCAGACUAGGUGAAUCGGCCGCAGAUAGCCCCUCCGUCCCUGUCGCAUCCUCCUCCGGUCCUUCUCAACCCAAACAGAACCCUUCUCAGAAGAAAUUUGCAACCUUGGGAGAUUUUAGCUCCGCUGGAGAAAAUGCCAACGACUCGGAUGACGAUGACAAACAUGAUUUGUUUGCUGGGGGAGAAAAAUCAGGCUUAGCCGUGCAGAACCCAGACGACCUCAAAAAAAGAAUCCUUGAAAAGGCCCAAAAGCGUGGCCCUCCCCCCAAAGAGGCACCUGCCCAAAAGUCCCACUUCACUGGCUCAGCACGAACUCUUGGGGGUGAUGAUGAGCCAUCCCGCGAGAUUGCGGCCGCUCCACAACCCAGAGGCAGGGCAGAACGCGUUGACCGUGUCUUACAUUUCUGGCAAGAUGGCUUCAGUAUUGAUGAUGGCGAUCUCUAUCGUUUCGAUGAUCCGCGGAAUGCAGAAAUCCUCAACCUUAUAAGACAAGGUCGCGCCCCACUGAACAUUAUGAAUGUCAUCCCUGGUCAAGAGGUGGAUGUCGAGAUCAAACAGCAUGAAGAAAAGUACGUCAAACCCAAGAAGAAAUUCCGCCCGUUUGAAGGUUCGGGUCAGCGGUUGGGUAGCCCGACUCCAGGAGGAACUUCCAUGCCUGGUGCUUUCAUUUCCGAACCCUCUGCUCCAGCUGCCGCCGCGCCUUCCAAUGCCCCUCCUUCCACCGAUGUCGACGACUCCAAACCGACGGUCACACUACGUAUUAGCUUAGGAUCAGGAACGAGAUUGACCUCACGAUUCAACACGACACAAACCAUCGGUGACGUCUACGAUUUUGUUCAACGCGCCGAACCAGGAGGAAGGGAGUUUGUGCUACAGACCACCUUUCCUACGACCGAGUACAAGGACAAAUCCCAAUUGUUGGCUGACAUCGCCGAGUUCAAACGUGGAGGGGCCGUGGUACAGAAAUACCUUUAA